Messenger RNA from Pygocentrus nattereri (red-bellied piranha), 5193 nucleotides. It is a transcript of the gene dnajc16l, whose product is annotated as DnaJ (Hsp40) homolog, subfamily C, member 16 like. The record is from RefSeq and is a predicted model, not a curated record. The coding region runs from base 196 to 2553 and encodes 785 amino acids. Lineage: Eukaryota; Metazoa; Chordata; Actinopteri; Characiformes; Serrasalmidae. The transcript has 15 exons.
AGUGUCCUUGGGACUUUUAUCGUGAAGUGUAGAUUUCCUCCAUUCCUCUCCCUAACCGAAACAUUAGGAAACCUGCUGGAGAGCAUCGGGGCCCUCUGUGGCUCUGACCGGGAAGCUUAAUGGCUGAAAUUUGACUGUUUACGAUUAUGCAGAGAGCUCGAAUUAAGGUUCUCUAUCCUGUCCAGGUCUGAGAAGAUGGGAGCUAACCCGAAGCUAUUCUUGAGGCGGUUAUUCCGACUGGCUGCUCUUCUGGUACUGUUGGAUUAUGCAGCAGAAGCUUCUGAAUUCAACCCUUAUAAAGUCCUUGGAGUAUCUACACACUCCAGUCAAGCUGAAAUCAAGAAGGCUUACAAGCAGCUUGCCAGGGAGUGGCAUCCAGACAAGAAUAAAGAUCCAGGUGCAGAAGAUAUGUUUAUCAAGAUUACUAAAUCAUAUGAGAUUCUGUCAAAUGAGGAGCGGAGAGCAAACUAUGACCGGUUUGGUCAGACAGACGAGAACCAGCACCACGGUCAGGCACCACAGGGCUUCCGGCAUUUCCAUGACAGUUUUUACUUCGACCAGUCCUUCUUUCAUUUCACACAGUCGACACGAGAUUUCACAGACAGCAAGCACCUUCUUCGCUAUGAGCAUUACAUGAACGAGGUGGUGCCGGAUAGCUUCAAGAGGCCCUACCUAAUAAAGAUAACGUCAGAGUGGUGUUUCACCUGCAUCCAUAUUGAGCCAAUAUGGAAAGAAACGGUUCAGGAGCUGGAGGCUGUAGGUGUUGGUAUUGGUGUAGUGGACAUUGGAUAUGAAAAGCGGCUGGCAAACCAUCUUGGCGCCCACCGCACCCCCUCUAUUCUGGGGCUCAUUAAUGGGAAAGUGACCUUCUUCCAUUAUGCUAUAUCCAGGGAGCACCUGAGGCAGUUUGUAGAAAGCCUUCUGCCGCAGAGACUAGUGGAGAAGGUGACAGAUUAUAACUACUUGCAGUUUUUGAACGGUUGGCGUGAAGAGAACAAACCAAGUGUGCUGCUAUUUGACACAGUGCCUACAGUGCCUUUACUGUAUAAGCUCACAUCGUUUGCUUAUCGGGAUUUUGUGAGGUUCGGGUACGUAGACCAGGGCCUGACUGAGACUACAAGCAUCCUGCAACAGUUCAACAUCAACACAUAUGCUCCUACCAUGCUCCUGUUUAAGGAGAACACAGAGAAACCUGCAGAUGUCAUACAGUUCAGAGGAAUGAAGAAGCAGAUCAUCGAUGAGUUUGUCUCCAACAAUCGUUUCCUGCUAGUGCCUCGGCUGGUGAAUCAGAAGGUCUUUGAUGAGUUGUGUCCAGUGAAACAGUUCCACCGGCGCCGAAAAUACUGUGUUUUGCUCAUCACGGGGGAGGAUGAGGCUUUUGUCUCAGUGAAUGAUGCUUUCUUUGACUUUGCCUCUUCCAAUACAAAAGAGGUGCUGAGAUUUGCUUAUGUCUAUCAGCGGCAGCAGCAGCCUCUCUGUGAUACCCUUCUCAAAAAUGAGGACAUGAGCCCUCCUCAGGUGAUCAUUCUGGAGAGACGGAGUGCUGCGGGUAAGGUGCUGUAUCGGACGGUGACAGGUGGCUGGAAUGGAAGUGAUGAGGAUAAGCACCGCCUUCAUGAGCAGCUGGAGCUCUUGCAGAGAGAUCCCUCAUUCCUCACCUACGAUGCCAUGCUGCCUGAACUCAACAAUGAGUUCGCCUCUAUGUUUCUAAUUCAGUGGGCAAAUGUCGCUUAUGAUUAUCUCUCUCAAAUGUACUUCGACCUUCUCCACUCAAACUGGCGAGAGAUGAUGCCCAUUGUGUCUCUGAUCUUCUCAGCUCUCUUCAUUCUGUUUGGAACAGUCAUCAUUCAGGCUUUCAGUGACUCUGGUGAGGAAAAGCCACCCAAGCAGAAAGCCAAAGAAUCACCAAAGACAGCUGAGAGCUCCCCAAAUGCUGAAAACACAUCAAGUUUUUUCUCUAGCCGUCCUCCGAAGAAGAACUUUGUAGAGGUGACAGAGCUGACUGAUGUGACUUAUACCAGCAACCUGGUGAGGUUAAGGCCAGGACACAUCAACGUGGUGCUGGUGCUCACUGAAGCUUCCAAACAAGUUCUGCUGAAGAAGUUUGCCAAAGAAGUGUACUCGUUCUCAGGAUCUCACACUCUUCACUACUCUUUCUUGAAUGUGGACAAGCACAUCCAGUGGAUGGACACUCUUUUAGAGUUGGCGCCCGAUGCUAGACCUUUGGACGAUGAAGAAGUAGAAGGCACGUCCUCCUGUAAACAAGACUAUACCGGCUACGUGCUGGCACUUAACGGCCAUAAGAAAUACUUCUGCCUCUUCAGGCCUGUGUUCACAGGCGAAGAGCCGGACUGCAGCAGGUCGUCUGACGAGGACGGUGGAGCUGCUCGGGUGAGGUCCAGGAGCAGCUCCCGACAACGGGCAUCCACUCUGCAGAUCCAUCACAAACUGGACCGACUCAGCCUGUGGAUGGAGAGGCUGAUGGAGGGCACCCUUCCCAGGCACUAUGUUCCAGCCUGGCCUGAUCUGCACUCAAUCACUCCUCAGAAAUGAAUGAGCUGGAAGUGGCUCAUACAAGCAAGGCCCUGUUUACUUCUGCCUACAAAAACAGGUGGUCCAGACUGCCCUGCAGGGGGCGUCUCAUGAUAACACAUAGCAGGAGUUGUUGAUGUUAAUUAUUGGUACACCUGUUUGUGUAAAGCGUGUGAGGCUUUAUUAGGAAACUGUGACUCUGGAUUGUGCACUGAAUCCAAAUUACUAUAGUUUUUUUUUCUUCUUCUUCUUCAAAGGAGUGGCCUGUGUGCUUUUUGCUGCUAGUGAAGGGCUGCACCAACCAUGUAAUUUCCACAUGACUUUAGACCUCAUUCUAACUGCUGCUUUAUGUUGUAGGAGCUAGUUUCUUAAAGCUGGUUUGUGCCCAGUGGGAAAGAGGAGAAAGUCAUCAGAAUGGAGAAUUUAGGAGUCAUUUUUAAAAUUUCUGGCCCUAUACUUAAAUAAUUAUAUAGAGUAUUUCUGUACUGUCUGACGACUCACUAAGUUGGAGCUCUUCCAGGAUUGUGUCCACCAUGUCCAUUCUAGAUUGCUGCUCCAUUUCUGGAAUCCUUCCUAAAUCUAAAUAGAUCAGGUUUGUUCAUGAUCUGGGUAAUUACAGCAAUUUUUUUCCUUUCAGCUGUUUUAAAACUCACUCAUAAACUUAAUUAAAGGUGCAACAUGCAGGCAAGUGAAUUUUUUAAAUUUAGCUGAAAAUAGUAAAAACUUUGUCACUGUUGAAGCUGGUUGGUCAUCUUUUGCUUUGAAUAUCCAUGUUUAAGAAAAUUGACCAGUAUGUAGCAUUUGUUAAGAAUUUAUCUGUAGCUGGUCUUUAUUGGGGGUAAAAGCUAUUUUCUAAACAGCAAGAAAACCUGCUCUGGAUAGGUUAUAAACAUUUGUUGUAUGCAAACGUUUUGGUGCCCCUAGAUGGAUUACAUCUUGAAAAUAUCAUGUCCAGAGAACACACUUCCACACAUUAAAUACACAAUUACUGUUUAUUUGCUGUCUUUCAUGUAUUGGGGGAGAAAGAUAGAACAUAAAAUGUGGCCUCUGCAGAAGUUAUGGCACAUUAUAUCUAUUUUAUGUUUUAUAUUUUUCCAGUAUAUUAAAAUUCUAAUGAACAGAAAUCAUGUACUAAAAUUUGUAGAAAAAUAUCAGAUGUGUUAUUUGCCGUUAGAAAAUCAACACACAUAAUUUGACCCAGGGUGUUUAAACUUUUGCAUAUGGUUUUAUGUUUUUGAAUGAACAAACUAAACCCUAAAACAGAAAUCCUGCAGAAUCCACCUUGAAUCUGUAGUUUAUGAUUGUGCUAUUGUUUAUUAGAGGUGGGCGAGAUGGUGGCGAUAACGGUAGUUUAAAUAUCGUCAUAGUGCCCACUCCUAGUAUGUUUUUACAUGCAUGCAAAACAAUCUCAUGGUUUCCGUAUACUUAGUUUGGACGACUUACUUGACUUAGUUGCUUGCAUGUCUCUCCUCUCCUUAAAUCCCACCAAUUGUAACUUCUAUGCUCUUCACUUCUUUUUUUUUUUUUGUGUUGCACUUUGACCGCAUUUUCUGUUGUCCAUGCUCGAGAUGCCUACGUUCAAAAAUACUGUAGUUCGAUUAUUAUUUGAAUGUAGGUUUGUAUUGCAACUAAAUUAUUAAUUCUCUCAACAGUGUAUGAAAAUCGGUUUAGGAUAUUGACCAUGGGAGAUUAAUUAUACAUCCACUUUAUUUAAAAGAAGAGAUUUUAUUUAUAAGAUGUUACGUUGUUUGUUCCGUGUCUCCCACAUAAUGCUUAACUUUAAAUAAAGUUGACACAAAUUACAGUUCCCUGUAGUUUUAUUAUACCAAGGUUUCCCAACCAGGGGUGUGUGGUGGAGUUGCAGGGAGUUUAUGAGACUGUGAUGAAAAUGUCCAAUGUAAAUUUUAUUUAAUUUGAAAAACAUUUUUGUUCAUGAAAAAAAUAACACUUCUUGUGACAUAAUAAGUGCAAUAAGUGACAGAUAAUAAACUGAUUGUAUCAUGUUUGAAUGUAAUCAUGUGACCGUUUAAUGUAGAAUACAAUUAAUAGCUCGCUAGCUAAGUUGUAAAACGUAAUCCCAUUAAACAGGAUCUGUUUGAAACAUAAUUCUUGGGGGAAAAAAUACAUUUGGAAACUAAACACAGACUUGGCUGUAAAACUAUAUCGUACUACUACUUACAACCUCGGGGUGCUUCAAACUAAUUUAGCUUGAAGGGAUUCUGAUAAGACAAAGAAAUUGUAUUAAAGGGCCUAUAUCUUACAUUUUGUUUCCCCCUGACUUCCACUUAUGGUUUUACUUACCAAAAUCAGUCAUCAUCCAUUUUUACAUGACCAUUUUCCAACCACUCUUUAUCUCUUAGAAUUAAACAGGCUGUUUUUGUUAUUACGCCCUCAAGACUGAUAUUGCAAAUGGCCUCUUCUGUUCUGAUAGUCUACCCUGUAUUGUGUUCGAUUCAAAAAGCAGUCCAGGCUGAAACACUCCUUAUAAAUUCAGUGUCAACUGCUAAAGGCAGAUAUAUGCAAGUGUGCUGUUUUUGUGACAUAAUGACACAAAACUCGUGUUUUUAAAAAGAGAGCAAAAUUCAGUUUUCCAUUAUAUAAACCCUUUAAUUUGUAUUUAUUCUACUUUUUUGAGAAAUAAAUGCUAACUGCUCAAAUAAA